UUCAAAGCAUCCAGGCAGCGUGUACCUAUCACUAAGUAGUAGGUUGACAUUGUUUAUCACGAAAGAUCUGAAAAAAAUCUGGCCAAUGACAAACAGAUAACGUAUCGUUCAAGACACAGUGGCACAUUUAAACCGACGGCUCUAACAAAACGCUAGUUAUUUCGAAAACUACCUCCAGUGAGAUCGUGAAGAUCAAGACAUACCACCUUGGAAAGUUGAUCGGUUGAUUUCGAAUCAGGUUAACUAUUAGUGCUUGUAAAGCUGACCAUCGAUCAGUUGUGUAAACACCGGCAUUACGAUAAGAGGUUACGGGCCAUAAUAUCAAUGUCGUCGGCGAAACCAAAUGGCUGAACGGACUUCGUGACAAUCAUACCGCUCGUGGAAAUCUCUGCCUCUCGUAUUACUCCCUCCAAAGCGAUGUUGAAAAGCAGGCACGGAAGAUCAUCACCUUGACGUAGCUCUUUGCGCGUUUCAAAUGUACUCGAGCUACACACAACACCCGAAUCAUCGUCGCCUUGAUCAACCUUCUUAGUUUAUCCGGAAAUCCAUGUUCGUGCAGUAAAUGCAAUAGUCGAUCCCAAUCAAUAAGCUCAAAAUAAUACCAUGCGAUCGCCAAGAGACAUCUUUACAUUCUACGACCCGACCACCAAGAUAUGGCGAGGUACCAAUGUGCAACCGCUCUACAACCCAAACCAAUCGCUGGGUGCCUUCCUACUCACCGUGUUGAAUCACAGUCCCCAGCAAAUUACCCAAAUCUCCGCCGAUACAGGUGUUCAGGUGACUUGCGGUGAGAUGCGCCUCCGAACCAUCCGUGCAGCGCAGAACCUUGCUCGGAUGGGAUACGGUCAAGGAAAUAUAUUUACCAUGGCCGUCCGCAACGAUGAGAACGCUGCCCCGGUGUUGUUUGCCUGCUUCACCCUAGGAAUCCCUGUCAACACGCUGGAUGCUUCGUUCAAACGGGAUGAUCUUAGUCACAUGCUCGCCACGAUACGAUCGCAGGUGGUUUUCUGCGAUCAGGAAACGUGGCCUGAAAUGAAAGUCGCUCUACAGAUGACUAAAAACGAUGCAGUAGUAUUCAUACUUGGCGGAGACAAGGUUGACGGCUGCAGACAUGUUGACGAAUUACUGGAAGCAACCGGAAAAGAAUAUCAGUUUGUACCACAGCAUUUCGAGGACGCGGCUACCCGAGUUGCCAUUAUUGUAUGUUCGUCCGGUACCACAGGUAGGCCUAAAGGCGUCUGUCUAUCUCAUUCAACCUGUAUCGCAAACCUAAGUACCAUAUCGGAUAUCUACUCGUCUGAUGUGCUACUCUGCUUCAGUUCCCUCUAUUGGUUGUCCGGAUUGUUCUUCCUCCUGAUUGGCACAACUCUCGGAGCAACAAGAAUAAUCACACGAGAUGUAUUCAAUCCAGCGCUGGCGCUGAAUAUCAUUGAAAACUUCCGUGUUACGAUGACCUUCUUUCCACCGGCUGCAGCACUGGAACUUUUGAAGCACGAACGAGCUCCAAAUACGGAUUUUACCAGCAUCCGAGUAUUGUUCAGUGGGGGAUCAGCCGUUUCUGCCGAACUGAAAUACGCACUUGAAAAAUUGAUAACGCAUGCUACCUGUCAUGUGGGGUACGGUUUGUCGGAAAUAGGAGGCGUUGCAACAUGCAGCGAUGCCGAUACGUACCGCGGUGGGUCCACCGGAUAUCUAAGUUCACUUGUGCAAGCGAAGAUCGUUGAUACGGAUGGCAAAGCGUUGGGUAUUGGGAAACAGGGAGAGAUCUUGCUAAAACCGGUCUUCAAAUUCUUGGGCUACUAUGGGAACGACACAGCUACGGCAGAAGCGUUGGAUGAAGAAGGUUGGUUACACACUGGAGACAUUGGACAAUUCGAUGAAGAUGGUUUACUAUACGUGGUCGACCGCAAAAAGGACAUUAUCAAGUACGGCAAUUACCAAAUAUCUCCGAGUGAACUGGAAGCUGUUGUACAAGCAAUUCCUGGAGUUUUAAACGUAUGCGUUGCCGGAAUACCGAUACCGGGAAACGAUUUACCCGCAGCACUUGUGGUUAAAGGCGAAGGCAUGGAUGUCAAAUCUGACGAUAUUCAUGAAGUUGUAAACGGAAGCUUAGGUAGCUACAAACAACUUCGCGGAGGAGUGUACUUUAUAAAGCAGCUCCCAAUGACGCCUUCUGGGAAAGUUAUUCGAAGACAAUGCAAAGAAAUUCUAAUCGAGCGGUACAACAAUAUCGGGAAAUAGAAAACUUUCUGCUAAAAAAAGGGACAUUUUAACAGGUUUUGACUUUAUAUUUGUUUUUAAUUGUCUGUUUAUCGAAAUUUAUCAUUAUCAUUUUGACGUAUUCACUAAAUACUAUAUAAAUAACUACAAUAAAAAGUGUAUUGAUUUAUUACUGCUUUUUGACCCUUCCUUCGGAAGUGUCUAUAAUUUCACUUUGUAUGCGUUACGCAGAUGUGUUAUGUAUUAAUCUAUCAAGAAAUCUCGUGAAUUAUUAAAUAAAAUGUAUGAUAUUUGAAACAAA
Molecule: messenger RNA, 2521 nt
Organism: Armigeres subalbatus
Lineage: Eukaryota; Metazoa; Arthropoda; Insecta; Diptera; Culicidae
Product: luciferin 4-monooxygenase-like
Exons: 4
Coding region: 604-2241 (545 amino acids)
Biological process (GO): long-chain fatty acid metabolic process; fatty-acyl-CoA biosynthetic process
Molecular function (GO): long-chain fatty acid-CoA ligase activity
Source: RefSeq, a predicted model, not a curated record